Molecule: messenger RNA, 7698 nt
Organism: Salmo salar (Atlantic salmon)
Lineage: Eukaryota; Metazoa; Chordata; Actinopteri; Salmoniformes; Salmonidae
Source: RefSeq, a predicted model, not a curated record
AUGAGACGUUUCCUGUGUUGGUCGCUAGUGAGACUCGCUGCAGAAGCAGAUAUACAAUAUGAACUGACACGGUGUAACCGUUAACUUUAGGAAAAUCAAGUACAUGUCCUCUUUCUAGUUGCAGUUGUCCGACAACACCAAAGCUAUGGCGCGAGACUGUACUACACGAAGUUUGGACAAUAUUGACCUCUCUGCUUUGAGGGAUCCUGCAGGCAUAUUUGAGCUGGUAGAAGUGGUUGGAAAUGGAACAUAUGGGCAAGUCUACAAGGGUCGACAUGUGAAGACAGGACAGCUGGCUGCUAUCAAGGUCAUGGACGUGACAGAGGAGGAAGAAGAGGAAAUCAAAUUAGAGAUUAAUAUGUUGAAGACAUAUUCCCAUCAUAGGAAUAUAGCUACAUACUAUGGUGCCUUUGUGAAGAAGAGUCGUGCAGGUCAGGAUGACCAGCUGUGGCUGGUGAUGGAGUACUGUGGGGCGGGCUCAGUCACUGACCUUGUGAAGAAGACUAAAGGGAACAGCCUAAAGGAGGACUGGAUCGCCUACAUCUGCAGGGAGGUCCUCCGAGGCCUGUCUCACCUCCACUCACACCACGUCAUUCACCGUGACAUCAAAGGCCAGAACGUGCUGCUGACUGAGAAUGCGGAGGUCAAGCUGGUUGACUUUGGGGUGAGUGCUCAGCUGGACAGGACGAUAGGGAGGAGGAACACCUUUAUUGGGACUCCGUACUGGAUGGCCCCUGAGGUCAUUGCCUGUGACGAGAACCCAGACUCAACCUAUGACUACAGGAGUGACCUGUGGUCUCUGGGAAUCACAGCUCUGGAGAUGGCUGAAGGAGCACCACCCUUGUGUGACAUGCAUCCCAUGAGAGCCCUGUUCCUCAUUCCUCGCAACCUGCCCCCCAAGCUCAAAUCAAAGAAAUGGUCCAAGAAGUUAAUGACCUUUGUGGAGAGCUGUCUGGUGAAGAACUACCUCCAUCGUCCCGCUACAGAAACCCUCCUAAGGCACUCGUUCAUCAAAGACCUGCCCAACGAACGGCAGGUCCGCAUCAUGCUCAAAGACCACCUGGACAGAACCAGGAAGAAGAGAGAUAAAGAGAGCCCAGAGUAUGAAUACAGCGGCAGUGAGGAUGAGGAGGAGGAGAUUAACGAAGAGGAAGGUGAACCCAGCUCCAUAGUGAACCUGCCGGGGGAGUCCACUCUGAGAAGAGAGUUCCUGCGUCUGCAGCAGGAGAAUAAGAACUGGUCGGAAGCCCAGCGACAGCAGCAGGUCCUGCAGCAGCAGCUCCGGGACCAGGAGCGGUACAAACAGCAGCUGCUGGCCGAGAGGCAGAAGAGGAUCCACCAGCAGAAGGAGCAGCGCAGGAGGCUGGAGGACCAGCAGAGGAAGCAGCUGCAGGAUUCUGGGUUCCAAUGGCCAGAGCUACAGGAGAUGCUAUGGCGGGAGGAGACUGAAGCUAAUGACAGAGGUCUAUUGGAUGAGAGGAACAAGAGAAGUAACAAGAGACAGGUGGAGGAUCGUGGCAGACGGAGGGUUGAUGUCGGAGGAAGGCCUGCAGGUCCUGUAGCUGAACAGAGGAGGACUGAGCCUCCACCUCCACAGUCUCAUCCUCAGCAGCAGCCCCAGCAGCAGCAGGGUAAAAAGUUCCACCGCACGCUGCCCAAAGACCAGACGCAGCUGCUUUCACUUCAGCACGACCACAGACACAAAAAGAGGGAGCCCCACAAGGCUGCUAGCGCCACGCAUAACUGCCCCGCAAAUAGCCAGCGCAAAGUGAUGGAGAUGGACAGGGUGAAGGUUUCUGACAGCUAUCAGGCCAACCUGAACAGAGUGCUGACUGCGAUGCCCCUCCCCCUGCGUGUCCAUACCAGACUGAGCUCUGGGAGCAGCUCCAGCCCCUGUACCCCUGCCACGCAGAGGGCUGCCAUACGACAGAAUGCCAAUCUUGGCUCCAGUCGAGACGCCCCUCACAGCAGCUCUAUGUCUGACAUGGCCACCACUCCCAUGUCUCCUACGUUUGAUGAUGUCUUCUGGGACUUCCCAAGCUCUGUGGAGCACCCACCAAAGGUUCCGGAGCGUACAACAUCCAAAUUAUAUUGCAAAGAGCUGAUGAAUCAUCACCGGACUGUGUCGAGUGGGGCCCCUCAGUCUCCUGUGGAGAAGGGAGGGAAGUCCAUGUCAUCUCAUGGCAGCUCCAGUAGCAGUUCCCAGUCAGGUUACUUGAAGCUGGAGAGCCCUCUGCUGCAGAGCCGUCUUCAGCAGUACAAGAAGUCUAAGGAGAAUUCUCCUGGAGCCCUUCUUCAGCAACAUGGUUUCGGCCACUUCUCUGGGCUUACGUCUAAUCUCAGUCCGUUUGUCAAGGCAACAGAGUACUCCUCUUCUAGCGAUGAAGUUGGGAGUAGUGAUGAUGAUGAGAAAACCCGGUCUCCAUUGAAUGGGAAAGGCAUGUUCUUCCAAGGAGCCCCUGAUGGGAUAGUUCUGCAGCCCCACCAUAAUCUCAACCAGACCCCGCAGAGCAGCGUGGCAUCAGGCCUUAAGAGUGGCCAGCCACUACACAGGCCCAUUGCUGUAGGAUCAGAAUGCAAUGAGAAUUACCUUCUCCCUGAUCUCCUGCAGAAGAGCCCGGCCCAUGAGCCCAUGGCGCAGCACGGCCCACAUGACGUCAUCUACCCCCAGUCUCCGAGCAGACGAGGACCACAUUCUGACAAACCUGUAAACUGUCCUCCAGGGAAAAGCAUCUCGUCCUCCUCCUUCACUCCCUUCAUCGACCCCAGGCUGCUGCAGAUCUCUCCCCCUCAGAGCCCAGUGGGCCACAGUCCCACCAGUGGCAGGCCGCCUGCUAAUCAGGAGCCAAUCAGGAGAGAGGGCCACAGGAAGGGCUCCGUGGUCAAUGUGAACCCCACCAACAUCAAACCCCAGAGUGAUACCCCCGAGAUCCGCAAGUACAAGAAGAAGUUCAACACCGAGAUCCUCUGUGCUGGCCUGUGGGGUGUGAACCUGCUGGUGGGGACAGAGAAUGGUCUGUGGCUGCUGGACAGGAGCGGUCAGGGGAAGGUCUACUCUCUGAUCAGCAGAAGACGCUUCCAACAGAUGGACGUUCUGGAGGGCCUCAACGUGCUCAUCACCAUCUCAGGUAAAAAGAACAAGCUGAGGUUGUACUACCUGUCGUGGCUGCGGAACAAGAUCCUUCGGAAUGACCCAGAGGUGGAGAAGAGGCAGGGCUGGACCUCUGUAGGGGACCUGGAAGGAUGUGUGCACUACAAAGUUGUUCGAUAUGAGAAGAUUAAGUUCCUGGUGAUUGCCUUGAAGAAUGCUGUGGAGGUGUACGCAUGGGCUCCCAAACCUUACCAUAAGUUCAUGGCUUUCAAGUCGUUCGGCUCGCUCCCCCAGAGGCCUCUGUCCGUGGACCUGACGGUGGAGGAUGGACAGAGACUUAAGGUCAUCUACGGCUCCCUGUCGGGCUUCCACGCCAUCGAUGUUGACUCGGGGACGCCCUAUGACCUCUACCUGCCCACGCAUAUCCAAGGUGUGAUCCGGCCUCAUGCCAUCAUCAUCCUACCCAACAGCAGUGGCAUGGAGGUGCUGGUGUGUUAUGAGGACGAGGGGGUUUACAUAGACACCUACGGACGCAUCACCAAGGAGACAGUGCUGCAGUGGGGAGAGAUGCCUGCAUCUGUCGCCUACCUGCAGUCCAACCAGGUGAUGGGCUGGGGAGACAAAGCAAUCGAGCUGAGGUCAGCUAACACAGGCAACCUGGAGGGAGUCUUCAUGCACAAGAAGGCCCAGAAACUCAAGUUCCUUUGUGAGAGGAAUGACAAGGUGUUCUUUGCCACGGUGCAGUCUGGGGGUUGCAGCCAGAUCUACUUCAUGACACUGGGCCAAAACUCCCUGUUCAACUGUAGUUUUUAGGAAGAAGGAAGAAGAAAACAAAGGAAGAAGAAAAGGAUCAUUAUGUUGGCCUUGUGCUAUUUAGAGUAUUUUUGGACGUAAGUGGCUGUACAUAUUAUUUGCACUGUUUUAUAGAUAUUUUAUAUCCACUGGUCAUCUUUACAGUUUAAUGGGGUUUCAAUUUAUCUAGCCCUUUGCACUACGACCACUUUGGUAAAUGUUCGCUCUACAAUGCUUUAUUGUCACAGUCUUAUACAUUUGAAGUCUUUUAUUUUCAACAUUAAAUGGUAAAUGUUCGAUGUACAAUGCUUUAUUGUCACAGUGUAAUACAUUUGAAGUCCUUUAUUUUCAACAUUAAACAGAGAUUGCAUUUGAUUUAGAUAAAGCUAAAUCGUCUAUUUGAUAUGCCAUGAUCUAAAAAUGAUGUGAAAACAGCAAUAGGCUUUCAACUCUUAAGAUUGUCAAACAUAUGUGACCCACCACAUGGAUUCGGUCCUAUGUAGCCAAAUUUGAAAUUGUUUUUUUCUUUGGAUAAAAGUAGAGACUCAGAGCUAUAACAUGUUAUAUCAUACACUGCAGUUGAGGAAUAAUGGGAAAGUAAUUUUGCUUUGAAUUGUAACCCCACUUUUGAGAAAAUGGCCCUUGAUAGUUUUGGUGUACCUACUGGAGAGCUCUUCUUGUCUACACCCAUUCAGCAUCGUUCACACCCUGUUAAGCUUUAGCCCCACCCAUUUCUUUAAGGAUUCACAUGUGAGGCCAUGUGCUAAACAGAGUGUGUAGUGUAGUAAACAACCAAAGAUUUCAAGACUAAAAGUGGUAAAAGUAGUAGCCUACAGUAAUGAAAAACUCCAGGUAAAAAUACACUUUAUCAAGUUUUUGGCCUAUAUCAUAAUCUGACUUUGGUGCUGGUCAUGUUGUUCUUCACAUUACCGUCUCUGGUAAACACACACUAUAUCAAAUAAAAUCUCAGUUUAUUUGUCACAUGCACAGGAUACAGAAGGUGUAAACAGCACAGUGAAAUGGUUACUUGCAUAUUAGCAAUAUCAAAAACAAAGUGUCCAGAUAAUUAUUUGAUGAUGUUUACCCAGACACACUUGUCUAAAUUGAUGGGUUAUGUGAAAGAAAUGCUAUAACCCCCACCCAGCCACAUCUAGAUAAGUGGAUGGCUCACUAUUGUCUAGACAUGUACACAUGUUCAUAAUCACCCCCAUAUACCUGGCUAACUUGAUGGGUUAUGUAAUCAUCUGGCAAAGUGGAGUCUUUUGUUUAGACAUGUAGCUAGCUAGCUAAACAGUGAACCGGAAUAAUCUCAACUCAUACUACUACCAAAACAAACUGAUUGUCAUAGCUGUAGUAUGAAUAUGCAGGUGCUAAAGCUAACCAACUAGGUUCAAUGUUAGCUAGCUAACAUUAGGCUACAACUAGCAAUGCAAAUGGCUUUCUGAUUCAAAAAAUAUUACUACACAGAUAGGUUCAAUGUCCGCUAGCUAGCUAACAGUACGCUUUAACUUGCAAUAAAAACAAAUUUCUGAUAAAAUUAGAAAUGUAUAAUAUCUGAAAAUGUAGCUAGACUCUUACCCGUAUACAUGGAUGAACACUUCACGGCAGACUGUAACCAUUUAACUUUUUUGUAGCUACAGUACAUCUUGUUUGACCAGCAUUGUGUAAAGUCACUCUGGUUCACACUGACCGUGGCGUGUGCAGAAAAAAAGCCCAUCACAACUUUUUCCAACUGAUUGGUCAAUAGCGCCUGCUAAAUUCAGGGCAUCAAUUUUGUUGAGAAAAGUAGCAAAACGUUUGUAGUUCUCGAUGGCUAAUGAUAUAUAUUUUUUAAAAAUCUGCAGUAAAAAGGAUUAUCAACGCAUACUGAGCAGCUCAUGUUAUAGACAGAAGCAUCCUACAUGGCAGACCAAUCCAAACUCAUCUCCAGGCAUCUCCAGCCCAUCCAUUAUCUUAGCCAAUCAUGGCUAGCAGGAAGGUUCCUGACUUUUUCCAUGGCUAAACCAACUAGGCUCAUAAUUUAACCAUUUUAUUCGUAUUUACAGAUGGAAUACCAGUUUGUUAUUCAGGCACAUGAAAGUUUACAUGUUCCAGAAGGCAUUUAUGUAAAAAAAAAUGGAUUUUGAUUUAAAAAAUGUAUUAAUUAAAAUGCCUCUCCUGGGAAGUAGUGACGUGCAACAUACGCCUAGCUUCCUGAAAUGGGUCACACAUACUCUUUUGUAGAAAAUGUUUGGUUAUGAACAUUGAAAUAAUUGAGCUGUGCCACAAUUGUGAAAUGUUAACUCAAAUCAAUUGCAUUUGAAUCCAGUUGUUAUUUGCUUUUUCUUCCCCCAAUAUGCUAAAUGUUUUGCCACCAUUUUGAUUAGAGAUCUAGUUUUGGCAGUUAUUUUAUGUUUAUGAUAGAAUACUGCAGCUGGUUCUGUGAGCAUAUUGUCAACUGAAAAUGACCUUUUUCAAGACACAAUUUGAUAUAAUGUUGUUAUUGUAUUGUUACUAAAAAAGCAUAAUGUAUUUUUCAGUGAGAAUUCACUCUUGAAGUGUAUUCAACUGACAAGAUAUUUAGGUUAGAAGGGAAAAGCCAAUAAGGUAAUCAGUUUCACAUAGCAUUUUCAGGUAUAUUUACCCUAUAAUUGUUAGGUUUCCAAGAACUAAUGUUUUCACUAUCAUUGGUCUAAUUGGUAGAAUAAUCUUAAUUUACAUCCUGGCUGAGAUUUGUAGACAAGGCAAAGUGGUAAGAAAUCAAUCAAAUUGAGUUUUGGUUAAAUGUUUGUAGUAGAUUGGCUUUAAGUAUUUUAGAAAAUAGUAAGAGCACUCAGUUGAUAUCUCAUUUAUUUGACAUGUAUGAUGCAAAUUUUAUCAUUUGUCAGAUUUUGAGUAAGGGAUUCAAUGGGUAUAUUUAAACAUAUUUUUAUAAUUAACUUAAAACUUUUUUUAAUGCCCAAGUAGAACUUGUGACAGUGAGUCAAUAUGAUUACCAUCUCCAUUUGUAUAAAGUUGGUGAUUAUUUCUAUAAAAAGGGGAAUUUUAAGCAGAAUUUGUAAUGUCUGACAUGUUAAUGAGUUAGAUAAUACUUUACCAACAGACAUUUGUAUUACAGUUGAGGAUUGUGAGUCAUAGCACUCUCUGUCAUUUCUCCCCCUAUCCACUCCCAUACCUCAUGAAGUGCUCUUGUGUGAGAUCAUUGUCCUCUUGAGAGCUUUGUACUGUAGGAAGGACUGAGGAUGUUGAUGAGUACUGUAGCAAGGACUGAGGAAGUUGAUGAGUACUGUAGGAAGGACUGAGGAUGUUGAUGAGUACUGUAGGAAGGACUGAGGAUGUUGAUGAGUACUGUAGGAAGGACUGAGGAAGUUGAUGAUGGUUUGUGUCAGGUGUGCAUCGUGUAGCUGUGAAGAGUCCUCUCUGCUUUAUAUGAUGCAGAGCAAAUGUAGUUUUUGUUCUUGGGGAAUUCGAGUUAGAAGACAAAAUAAUUCUGAAAGGAUUUUGAUUUUGAGGUUUUCCCCAACAAAAUAUAUCUAUUUUAGUGUCAAAAACGUAAUGAUAAGGUUGACCAAAAUAUAUUGAUAAAUAUCCACAACAUAUAUUGUUUCCUUACCUGUUCUUUUCCCAUUUUGUUUUUGAAAUUGUAUUGAAAAAUUAUGUUUAUUUUAUUUUGUCCCUUGUGUUGUCUUAGUUUUGCUUUAUUUUUGCACUGGAACUUUCGUAUUAUUUGUACAGCAUGUACUGUAUACCCAACCGGUGAAAUUAAUUAGUAACACUAAUUGAGGUGUUAUUAUGUAAAAAUACUGUUGAACAAUAAAAUAUGUUGUAUACAAUUA